CGUGACCGUUAAUAUCGACGGCUGUAGACGGUAGAGUAAAAGAAAGAAAACACAAUAUUAACCAAAAACUAGGGUUUUAGAAAACAGAAGAGUUGCAGAAACUCGAGAAACUCAAAGAUGGCGAAAUUCAACGAGGUACAGAAGAAGAGAAGAGCGUUAGUCUCAGAGAGAAAGCGAGCUGUUCAUGGAGAUCCACAUUCAAAGAAGCUCAAGCGCCAAACGCAGAAUCAGUCUGUCUCCGGCAAGCGCAAACGCAAGCUCCUUAAAAAAUGGCGUCGGGGUCAAAAAGAGGCUAUAGAAAAAGGUCUUAUUACUAUGGAUGAUGUUGAAAUGGCUCCUGCUGAUGGUGAAGGUCCCUCAGAAUCCAAGAAAUCCCCUGCCCAGUUUCACUUGAAGAAGAAUGUAAAGCUUAAAGCCAAAAAACAAAAACACAAAGGUAAGGGCGGAGGAAAACCUUCUGAUCCUGCUGUUAAAGCUGCUCCUGUUGAUGCCAUGAUGGAAUAACUAUGGAAGUUUCAGAAACAAUGUUGCGCAGCAUCUUUGAUCAUUCUGGAUGGUCUUACAAAUUUUGUUUAGAUAGAAAUCUACGGGAUCACUCUUUAAAUUUAGUCGUUCUGUUUGUAAGCUUUCAGAUUAGGAGAACAUCUUGGCUAGAAAAUUUUGAUUGGCAAAUUAAUCAAUCUUUUAAUGUACAAAAAGGUGCCCCUGUUUUGGUUCAAAUUUUCUUAUAGCUUUUCACUCGUUGGUGUACAAAACAAACUCCUAUGUUAACCAUGGUGAAAAGAAAAUUGCUUAAAUA
Beta vulgaris subsp. vulgaris (sugar beet) is the source of this 799-nucleotide messenger RNA. RefSeq lists its product as hypothetical. The transcript has 4 exons. Lineage: Eukaryota; Viridiplantae; Streptophyta; Magnoliopsida; Caryophyllales; Amaranthaceae. The record is from RefSeq and is a predicted model, not a curated record. The coding region runs from base 118 to 504 and encodes 128 amino acids.